CUGCCCCACCACGUUCUGUCACGUUCUGUUGCCCCAACCACUCGGUUCUACGGUUGGACCGUCUACUUCCCCUCGUAGGAGCUCCGUACGUCGGACUACAGAGAGAGAACACAGCCAUGGCCGAAAACGCCGGCUUGGAAAACCAUCGCAUUAAGAGCUUUAAAAACAAGGGACGAGAUGUCGAGACUAUGCGAAGACACCGCAACGAGGUAACAGUUGAACUGAGAAAGAACAAGAGAGACGAGCACCUACUAAAGAAACGCAACGUUCCUCAAGAUGAAAGUCUCGAGGACUCAGACGUAGACGCCGACUUCAAGGGGCAAAACGUAACACUAGACGCCAUCUUACAGAACGCCACCAGUGACAAUGCAGUAGUACAGCUCAGUGCUGUACAAGCGGCCAGAAAACUACUAUCCAGUGACAGAAACCCCCCCAUCGACGACUUGAUCAAAUCUGGGAUCCUGCCUAUCCUUGUCAAAUGUCUGGAGAGGGAUGACAACCCCUCACUGCAGUUCGAGGCUGCCUGGGCUUUGACCAACAUCGCGUCUGGGACUUCGGCGCAAACACAGGCUGUGGUCAAAUCCAACGCUGUCCCCUUGUUUUUGAGGCUGCUUCAUUCCCCUCACCAGAACGUAUGUGAGCAGGCCGUGUGGGCACUGGGAAACAUCAUUGGUGAUGGCCCACAGUGUCGAGACUACGUCAUCUCGCUGGGCGUGGUCAAACCUCUCUUGUCCUUCAUUAAUCCCUCCAUCCCCAUCACCUUCCUGAGGAAUGUCACCUGGGUCAUCGUCAACCUGUGCCGAAACAAGGACCCACCCCCUCCCAUGGAGACAGUACAGGAGAUCCUCCCUGCCCUGUGCGUACUCAUAUACCACACAGAUAUAAACAUCCUCGUAGACACAGUCUGGGCUUUGUCCUACCUAACAGACGGCGGGAAUGAGCAGAUCCAAAUGGUCAUAGACUCAGGUGUUGUCCCUUUCCUCGUCCCCCUGCUCAGCCACCAAGAGGUCAAAGUUCAGACAGCAGCGCUCAGAGCAGUGGGCAACAUUGUGACGGGGACGGAUGAGCAGACUCAGGUGGUGCUGAACUGUGACGUGCUCUCCCACUUUCCUAACCUGCUCAGCCACCCCAAAGAGAAGAUCAACAAGGAGGCAGUAUGGUUCCUAUCCAACAUCACAGCGGGCAACCAGCAGCAGGUGCAGGCUGUGAUAGACGCAGGCCUCAUACCCAUGAUCAUACACCAGCUGGCCAAGGGUGAUUUUGGCACACAGAAAGAGGCUGCUUGGGCUAUUAGCAACUUAACAAUAAGUGGGAGGAAAGACCAGGUGGAGUACCUGGUGCAGCAGAACGUGAUCCCGCCCUUCUGCAGCCUGCUGUCGGUGAAGGACUCGCAGGUGGUGCAGGUGGUGCUCGACGGCCUGAAGAACAUCCUGAUCAUGGCGGGCGAGGAAGCCAGCACAAUUGCGGAGAUCAUCGAGGAGUGUGGAGGACUCGAAAAAAUCGAAAACCUGCAACAGCACGAAAAUGAGGACAUCUACAAGCUAGCGUUCGAAAUCAUCGAUCAGUACUUUUCCGGAGACGACAUUGAUGAGGACCCAAGUCUGAUCCCAGAAGCCACCCAAGGAGGCACGUUCAACUUCGACCCCGCCUCCAACCUCCAAACCAAGGAGUUCAAGUUCUAAAAGAGCCAAACUCAGAACUCGGAGCCGGCGCGAUCUCCCGCUGGCUGCUGCCCGCCCGCUCGACACACCUUCACUGCGCCUCCACCCUCUUGAUCCAAUCAUCACUGAUCAAACACCAACCCACUAACCCGAGAAAAAACGUUAAAGAGAAAACUACAAACAAAACGGGCACUGAAGUACAUGCACGGUCUCUCUCUCUCUCUCUCUCUCUCUCUCUCUCUCUCUCUCUCUCUCUCUCUCUCUCUCUCUCUCUCUCUCUCUCUCUCUCUCAAAGCCUGAGCGAAACCUGUACGUUUCGUCAGAAGAGGAAGGAAAUAAAACGGCCCUCUUUUUGGCCUCCACACUGCAGUUGCCAAAAAAAUCUAAUUUAAAUUUUCACUCACUUGCACAUACUCAAACACGAGGACGUUAGUCAUAUGAACAUUUCUAUGAACUUCUAACAUUCUACCAGCCACCCAAUGAGCCAACGAUGAAGAUGGAAGACAAAUAAAUGACGAUCCCGUGAUUUGAAGGCAGGGAAUUGUUAAUUUUAUUUUCUUUGAUUUAUUUUGUUCUUUUAUUUCCUGCAAAUGCCGCUCACAAAGAUCGCUGUCCCAACCAGAUUUUCAUUCUAGCGUGCUAGACGGACGCUCUGUUUCAAGGCAUCCGGCUUCUGCUCUGCUAAGCAAUGUUGAGCCUGCUCCCCCUUCUCUGAGAUGUAUAUGGAUUAUUCUGUUGAGGACUAAUCUGUGGAACAGCCUUUUAUCGAGAAAAAAAAGGGGGGGGGGGUGUAAUCAUUCUUUUAAAUGUGUGGUGUGCAAAAAGGACUCAAAUUAGCACCAAUUCUUCCUCUUUUUUUUUUUUUUAAUAAAGUCAUCAUGAAAUUAUGAUGUACACAAAAAAAGAAUGAGAAAAAAAUAAUCACAGAAAUAAAUAAACGUACGGACUGGGAUGUCUCGUUUCACACAUUCAGGUCACUUAACCUGCGGAGUCCAUGGCAAGAGCGGUUUGGUGCCGUUUCUCCUCGGUUACCAUGAACACGGGCAGAGUGAGUGGACGGAACGCAUCGUCGUGAAACAUGCGAAGAUGUGAGUUGCGACCGGAAUCCCGUGGGGAGCCGCUAUCCUUAUCGAGCGUUUUGGGACAUCUGCAUGUGUGGGGGGGGCGACGGAUUACUCUAUCAUGUUUGAGGACCGCCUGCACUCUGGAGUCCUCCGUUAUAUUGCUUCAUAACCACAGGAAAAAGUUCUUCGUAACAAGGACCACUCCCCAAAAGGCUUUACUGACCUGAUCCAUCUUCUCUCGCUUUCUCUCACCCUCUUUGGUCAGAACAAGCCCCCACCCCAUUAAGGGAAUAUGACUUCUCUGAGUGAAACACAUUUAGGCUUGCGUCAUCAGCAGAGAGCAAAAACUUUGAAGAAAUUGAGCUGUGAUUUUCUUUUUUUCUUUUAUGUGAUUGUGGAGCUUCCACUUUUGCAGCUUUGAUUCAGUCUUAUAUUCACACCUUUGAGUCCCAAUAUAUAAAUAGAUUUUUUUGGCUAAAUGUAUGUGGAAAGCGACAUUCGCUUGAUUUAGGCAAAGUAAUGGAAAAUGGAAAUCCACGGCAAUGCUGUUUUUUGUUUGGGUUUUUUUUUUUUUCUUUAAAUUUAUUUGCUACAAAACAGCUGUACAAACUUAAAAAAAAACAAAAAAAAAAAAAACUGUUGUGUAAAGUAUAAAUUGAAAAGCUGCCACACAUGAUAUACACAUUUGUCGGGACACUUCUGUUUCUGAUUCACUAUUAAUGGGGUAUUUGGUUUGUUUGGUUUUUUUUUUUUGUCUUACUGUUUUUAACAUUCACUUUAUAACAGCAAACAACUGAAAUGGAUAAUGUGUUGGAGUUGGGCUUUCUCACUUGUGACUGGACAGUUCUCUGGGGGUUCUUUCCCUUGUGCAUUUACUUGUAAAGGGACGUAUAGGGAAACAAAACGGUGACGUUUGGACUAAUGUAGUUGUGGUAUGGCUGCAGACUACUGAGGAUGAGGACAAAUCGCAGCCCUGGCGUUUUUUGGAAUUAGCCAUUUGUUAGUGACGAACAAAAAAAAAAAAAAAAAGUUUAAAAAAGAAGCAAAAAAGCCUGCAUAGGUGUAAAAUCCAUGAAUUUAACUAGACACCUAGACAACCGAGCCACUUUAAAGAAUUAGAUUUCUUUUUAAUUUUUUUCUUUUUUUUUUUUUUUGGUCUUGUAUCAGAAACAGAUACAAGCUUAUUGAUAGUUGCAAGAUUUUUACUUGCUGGAAAAAAGAAAAAAAAACUAAAAAAGCAUCAGAUCGCAUUUUGGCCCUGAUUGUUUGUAACUUUUUAUAAAUUUUAGCAUUGAAUUACUCUUUAAGGUGGCUCAUCUGUAACGUUUCAGCUCUUGUGCAUAUUAAAGAUAAAGAACGAGUUGAAAUUCAUUGUGCCUUUUGUUUUUCAUUUCAGAGACGAAGCAGAGCAAACCUUUUCCUAAUAGUUGGCGCUUAGCUUCUGGAGGUGUUUUUAAAAAUGGGAUCUUUUUGGGUGUCGUCUCUGUUUCUCUGGAGUGUUUGGGUUUCUCUCCUUACUUUCCUUUUUUUAACCACUUCACAAUGAGGCUUUCUGCUGUGCUCUGGACUAUACAGUAAUUCUAUAUUUAAUUCUACCCUGAUUCUCCUGGCUGACUUGUACUUGAUCCAUUCUCCUCCAUUUACAUUUUUUUUCCUAUGCACUGCAACAACCUACAAUUCCAGUUCUGUUCAAGCCACCCUCACCCUUUUUCACUCAUUACGGUAACCUCCCCGGUAACGGGGGCAUAUUUCACUCUUCACCCCCUCAGGACGUGCUUUAUGUAUCAAUUAUCCUAACCAAAAUAAACUUGCUGUUAGCCAUCUGUUCUUUA
Electrophorus electricus (electric eel) is the source of this 4557-nucleotide messenger RNA. RefSeq names its product karyopherin alpha 3 (importin alpha 4) (gene kpna3). The record is from RefSeq and is a predicted model, not a curated record. Gene Ontology annotation, biological process: protein import into nucleus. Lineage: Eukaryota; Metazoa; Chordata; Actinopteri; Gymnotiformes; Gymnotidae. Gene Ontology annotation, molecular function: nuclear import signal receptor activity; protein binding. Gene Ontology annotation, cellular component: cytoplasm.